AUGCAGAUCUUCUCUGGCUGUUCACAGUGUCUGAAACCCCAGACUGAUGAGGACGAUGUCCACGCCAAGUUUGCCAAACUACUAACUGAUCUGAACAAGGCUGAUGCUCCAUACUCCCUCAGUCUUGCCAACAGACUUUACGGGGAUCGGUCUUGCACGUUUCUCGAGGAAUUUUUAAAAGGCACCAAAAAGCAUUACAACGCUGAGCUCGAGUCUGUGGACUUCAAAGGAAAUGCAGAGGAGGCCAGGGUCCACAUCAACAGCUGGGUGGAGAAGCAGACACAAGAUAAAAUCAAGGACUUGCUAAGCCAGGAUGCAGUGGAUAGCCUGACGAAGCUGGUUCUCGUGAAUGCCAUUUACUUCAAGGGCAGCUGGAACACGCAGUUUAAGGAGGAGAUGACUGCUGAUGCACAGUUUCGACUGAACAAGAACGACACUAAGCCGGUGAAGAUGAUGCAGCAGAAAAGUAAAUUUCCUUUUGCGACCAUUCCUGAGGCCAACUGCGAGAUUCUUGAGAUGCCGUAUAAAGGAAAUGACCUCAGCAUGCUCAUAUUCCUGCCUAAUGACAUAGAAGAUGAUACCACAGGCUUGGAAAAGCUGGAGAAGGAGCUGACCUAUCAGAACUUUGUGGACUGGACUCACCCAGACAUGAUGAGCCCCAACGAGGUUGAUGUCAAGCUCCCUCGAUUUAAGAUGGAGGAGAAGUAUGACUUGGAGAAAAUCCUGACCAAAAUGGGAAUGGAGAACGCUUUUGACAUCUGCAAG
This is a messenger RNA of Neolamprologus brichardi, 765 nucleotides long. NCBI's taxonomy places the organism in Eukaryota, Metazoa, Chordata, Actinopteri, Cichliformes, Cichlidae. The record is from RefSeq and is a predicted model, not a curated record.